AUGAAAGUCCUUGCUUCUGUCGAUCCACAAUUGAAUUUCAAAGUCGAAUCACGAAGUGUUCACAUAAAGAGUCAACAAAAGCGACGGUUGAACUUAGAAUUACAAGCUUUAAGGCAAUGCGACUUCCGAAAGCUUCAAACAAUCUGCGUUUUAUUUUUUAUACUUUGUAGCUUUAAUGAUUAUCUAAAUAAGUUCUACGGAUCAGGAAAUAUGUUAGUGGUUCAACAAGUUAUCUCUCAUAAGCACUGUUUUGAUGGAGAUUCCGGUUUAAAGUUUUCAACUUGA
This is a messenger RNA of Clunio marinus, 285 nucleotides long. The record is from the annotation of a GenBank genome assembly. Lineage: Eukaryota; Metazoa; Arthropoda; Insecta; Diptera; Chironomidae.